Microthlaspi erraticum is the source of this 501-nucleotide messenger RNA. Lineage: Eukaryota; Viridiplantae; Streptophyta; Magnoliopsida; Brassicales; Brassicaceae. The record is from the annotation of a GenBank genome assembly.
AUGCCGCCGAAAUUGGACCCAUCUCAAAUCGUCGACGUCUACGUCCGCGUGACCGGAGGUGAGGUCGGAGCAGCGAGUUCGCUCGCCCCCAAAAUCGGUCCACUUGGUCUCGCGCCGAAGAAGAUCGGAGAAGACAUCGCCAAAGAGACGGCCAAGGAAUGGAAAGGCCUCCGAGUCACCGUGAAGCUGACCGUCCAAAAUCGUCAGGCUAAGGUCACCGUCGUCCCUUCCGCAGCUGCUCUGGUCAUCAAGGCGCUCAAGGAGCCGGAGCGUGAUCGGAAGAAGGUGAAGAACAUCAAGCACAACGGGAACAUUUCGUUUGACGACGUGAUCGAGAUCUCCAAAAUCAUGCGUCCCAGAUCGAUUGCCAAGGAAUUGAGCGGAACAGUGAGGGAGAUUUUGGGCACUUGCGUCUCCGUUGGUUGCACGGUCGACGGAAGAGACCCGAAGGAUCUUCAGGAGGAAAUCGUUAAUGGAGACAUUGAGGUUUCUAACGAGUGA